Molecule: messenger RNA, 3587 nt
Organism: Zootoca vivipara (common lizard)
Lineage: Eukaryota; Metazoa; Chordata; Lepidosauria; Squamata; Lacertidae
Gene: PELI1
Product: pellino E3 ubiquitin protein ligase 1
Biological process (GO): regulation of Toll signaling pathway; protein K48-linked ubiquitination
Molecular function (GO): ubiquitin protein ligase activity; protein binding
Source: RefSeq, a predicted model, not a curated record
CCCGUGCUAUAUGUGUGUGUGUGUUUCUGUGUGUCGGAGCGGCUGCUUCUGCUCCCGAGGGCUGCUGUUUGGAUUCUUGCCCCUCCGCCCUUGCCGCCUUCCUCGCAGGCCUCAGAGUCGGUGGCGAGCGGCUUCUGGUCCCUCUCGUUCGCCCCCUCCGCGGGAUUCAUUCGGGCCCGGUGUGGUGGGGGCUGACUGGGAACUAAGCCCUUGAAGAGCCCUCCCCCUUCAGGCUCCCUCCGCGUUGGUGCCGGGGGUCCUGGAUUCCCGCCCCUCGCCGCCCCCCGGCAGCUGGGAGGGGAUUGGGAUUGAUUUGCAGCCGUCGCUGUCGCCGCCGCCGCCGCCGUCCUGUGUCUUUCCUGCCUGGCUGUGGCGUGUUGUUUUUUGGGGGGGCUCCCAGCAGAGAGGAUAAUUGUCAGAGGGAGGAAAACGCCGACGGUCCUGGACUGGGAAAUAAUGAAAAAAGUUUGCCAAGGUUCUUGAUCAGAGAAGUGGACUUUGAGAUAAAGGAACUAACUAGGCUCAUGUUUUCGCCUGAUCAAGAAAACCAUCCGUCAAAAGCACCAGUGAAAUAUGGUGAACUGAUUGUGUUGGGGUACAAUGGCUCUCUGCCAAAUGGAGAUCGAGGAAGAAGAAAAAGCAGGUUUGCUUUAUUUAAAAGAGCCAAAGCAAAUGGGGUGAAACCUAGCACUGUGCACAUUGCCUGUACGCCUCAGGCAGCAAAGGCAAUAAGCAACAAGGACCAGCAUAGUAUAUCCUACACCUUAUCUCGAGUUCAAACUGUGGUGGUUGAAUAUACACAUGACAGCAACACAGACAUGUUUCAGAUUGGACGAUCAACAGAGAGCCCCAUAGACUUCGUAGUGACAGAUACUGUUCCUGGAAGCCAGAGCAAUUCAGAGACUCAGUCUGUUCAGAGCACUAUCUCAAGGUUUGCUUGCAGAAUCAUAUGUGAACGAAAUCCUCCUUUCACAGCAAGAAUAUAUGCUGCUGGCUUUGACUCCUCCAAAAACAUCUUUCUAGGGGAGAAAGCUGCCAAGUGGAAGACUUUGGAUGGGCAAAUGGAUGGAUUAACCACAAAUGGGGUUCUUGUUAUGCAUCCUCGCAAUGGAUUCACCGAAGACUCCAAGCCAGGAGUAUGGAGGGAGAUAUCUGUAUGUGGGAAUGUGUUCAGUCUCCGUGAAACAAGAUCUGCUCAGCAGAGGGGGAAAAUGGUUGAAAACGAAACAAACCAACUUCAGGAUGGUUCGUUGAUUGACCUCUGUGGAGCAACAUUACUGUGGCGCACUGCAGAAGGCCUUUCGCGCACUCCCACCGUGAAGCACUUGGAAGCUCUAAGACAGGAAAUAAAUGCUGCUAGACCUCAGUGCCCUGUGGGCUUUAACACACUAGCCUUUCCUAGUAUGAAGAGGAAAGAUGUUGUAGAUGAAAAGCAACCCUGGGUUUACCUGAACUGUGGCCACGUCCAUGGCUACCACAACUGGGGUAACAAAGAAGAGAGAGAUGGGAAGGACCGGGAAUGCCCCAUGUGCCGAUCUGUUGGCCCUUAUGUGCCGCUCUGGCUUGGAUGUGAAGCUGGAUUUUAUGUGGAUGCUGGCCCUCCAACUCACGCAUUCAGCCCAUGUGGACAUGUGUGCUCAGAAAAGACAACUGCCUAUUGGUCCCAAAUACCUCUUCCUCAUGGUACCCACACUUUUCAUGCAGCCUGUCCAUUCUGCGCACAUCAGCUUUCUGGUGAACAAGGCUACAUCAGACUUAUUUUCCAAGGACCGAUUGACUAACUCGUGUUAUCUGAGAGCUGCAUUUAAAUAACAUAAGCUAAAAGAUUCUAAUUUCAAAUGAACUGCUGUCUUAAAUUCAACUCUAUUUCGUUCUCUGGGCUUUUACAGUUUACUUUGAGAUGAAGAAUACUUAUUAUUUAAGUGGUGAAUUCCUCUAGAUAAUGGAUGAAGCUGGUUAUGUAGAAAAGAUUGGUGGUGGAUAGCUGGAGCAGACUGAAGAUAGUUCCUAGCCCAUCAUUUUUGAGAUGGAAAAGAUAAUGUUCUUUGCCUUCAAUGUAAAUGAUUUGAAUAACAUGCCUUUAAUAUCUAAAAUUUGUCUUUUUAAAAAGUAUAUAAUUGAGGGGGUGAAAGUGAUCAGUUCAAAAGGAUAUGAGUUUACAGCUUGGAUACAAACAUGUAAGAUAGAGCAACAUGUAUAGUAACUCCUUUUUCUUUUUAUCUUACUAUGAAACAUUAUCCUAGGUGACUUGGAUAGAGUAGCAUGGUAGUUGUGUGUUGCAUCCAUUGACUGGAUGUGUAGAUUAGUUCUGGAUCAGGAAAGGGUAGGAGAUGGGAAUAUGAUAGAUGAGCUUGCUUUAUUUUGUAAAAGACUAAAUCAAUAUUGAGUUGGUAGAAAAGCAGCAGGUUUUAAAACAUAACUAAAGCAAAUUAAAUUGAUGUGCUUUUUGAAGUGCUUAACUACAUGUUGGGUUACUUGAUAAAAACCCUUGUUUUUUCUUUCUCUUUCUCUGUCUGGUAGAACUGUAACAAAAUGAACUGGUCACAUAACAUUUACCUGAUACUUGGAAUAUGCAAUUUGCCCUCAAUGAAGUUCUUUUCUCCCUCCAUGUUAUAUAUUAUGUAUUUGGUUUGUUUUUUUCUUGCCUUGUUUUUUGCAUUUGCAGCACUGAAGGGUUUAUGCUUAUUUAAAUAAAAAAGAAAACACCAAGGUAUACAAGGAGUUCCGUUUUCUUCCUCCAUUGGGAGAAACAAAAGAGAGCCAGGAAGUGCGUUAGACAGGUUCUGUACAUUAGAUUAGGAACUGAUACUGGAGCACAUUAGGAUACCAUGGAGAUGUACGGUAUUUGUGUACAUGUUCAUACAUACUGUACCAUUGCAAAAGGCCAUAGUCAAUUCAUUUUCCCUCCCUAAAAUGGAAAUUAAUUGAGGUGAUGUAUUCCGGCAUUUUAUGGGAAGAAAAAUAUAACCCAGGAUGAUUAUUCCCAUGUUGCAAUAUGAAUACAUCUCUGCACAUAUAUGCAUGCAUGUAUUUAAAUAUUUAUAAACCAUACAUUCACAAAAAUAUAGCAAGGUAGUAUACAUCAUACACAAUUACAAUAUCAGCAAAUACUGGUUGGUAAAACAAAUUCGCAUAGCGAAGGCCUAUCUGAAUAACACAUAAGAUUUCUGCAUUGCAAUAUAUUUGUAUUCAAAGUAUUUAAGAUGUGGCUAGAACCCGUGUGAGUAGCUUUGCCAGAAGGUUCACAAGAGUCACCAGCCUUCCAAAAAACAAACAGAUAGGACUUGCCCUGAAGGGAAGCUUUUAGGCUUGUAUCCAGUGCAGCACUAAGCAAGCAAGCUUCCCUUCAGGGAGGAAAGUCCCCCUAAGCAAGAGCCAACCCUUUCACUAACAGGGCACUUACCGUACUUAGAGUUGCAGUGAAUACAAGUCAAAAGCCACUUCUGUUUUUUCAAACAUUUCUGUGACUUCAGAAAAUGAGUUAAAAACAGCUGCAUUGGAAUUACAUUCAAAUCAAAGCAAAAGGAAUAGAAAUAAAUGUGGGAAAUCGUUUUCCCACCAUGGGUUAACUUUCAAGGGACACAAAG